This is a messenger RNA of Cornus florida, 1700 nucleotides long. RefSeq lists its product as uncharacterized. Gene Ontology annotation, cellular component: cytoplasm. The coding region runs from base 274 to 1296 and encodes 340 amino acids. NCBI's taxonomy places the organism in Eukaryota, Viridiplantae, Streptophyta, Magnoliopsida, Cornales, Cornaceae. The transcript has 7 exons. Gene Ontology annotation, biological process: peptidyl-lysine dimethylation; peptidyl-lysine monomethylation. Gene Ontology annotation, molecular function: protein-lysine N-methyltransferase activity. The record is from RefSeq and is a predicted model, not a curated record.
CCUUGGGUGUAGAGAGAGACACAGUGGGGAGAAAUGGACAAUAACUAAAAGGCCCACCAAAGCAUGGAGUGAGUCCUACAAGGUCACAAUUCUCAUUUCCCCUUCUUCCAUCUUUGUCAAAACCUCACUGCCUCAGUAUCAUCGCUCUCUUCACCCUCCCUGCAAAAUCUUUUAUUUAUUUGGUUUAUUUAUUAUUAUUUUUUUUAAUUAGGGUUUCAGUCUUUCUCUAUUUAAGAUCGCAUUCCCUCUUUCUCUCUCAAUCUUUUCUGAGAAAUGGCCGGAAUUCGAUUGCCGCCGGAGGAGUCCGACCUCUCACAGGCCAGAGCGCCAACCACAACCGAUCUGAUCUCAGACGAUGACCGCUCUGUGGCGGCGGACUCGUGGUCCAUAAAGAGCGACUACGGAAGCACUCUCGACGACGAUCAACGACACGCCGAUGCCACCGAAGCUCUCUCUGCCGCUACCUUUCGCACUGCCUCUGAUUACAAUUCUGACAAGGAGGAGCCAGAUGCCGAAGCAGUUUCAUCAAUGCUGGGUUUCCAGAGUUAUUGGGAUGCCGCAUACGCAGAUGAAUUGGCGAAUUUUCGUGAACAUGGCCAUUCUGGUGAAGUUUGGUUUGGGGCUGAUGUUAUGGAAACUGUAGCUUCUUGGACCAAAAGCUUGUGCACUGACGUUGCUCAAGGUCACUUGCUAAAUCAUGUUGAUGAAAACAAAUCAGAGCCUGUUGAACAGAGUGAUAAAGAUUUGUCCAGUUGGAGUGUACUUGACAUCGGAACUGGCAACGGUCUGCUUCUUCAAGAACUUGCUAAGCAGGGGUUCUCUGAUCUUACUGGAACUGAUUAUAGUGAAGGAGCAGUUGACCUUGCCCGAAGCAUUGCUGAUCGUGAUGGAUUCACCAACAUAAAAUUUUUGGUUGACGAUGUUCUUGAGACAAAGCUAGAAAAAAAGUUUCAGAUUCUUAUGGAUAAGGGAACUCUAGAUGCCAUUGGACUGCAUCCUGAUGGCCCUAUCAAAAGGAUCAUGUAUUGGGAUUCAGUCUCAAGGUUGGUGGCUCCUGGUGGAAUAUUGGUGAUUACGUCAUGUAAUAGUACAAAAGAUGAAUUGGUGCAAGAAGUAAACAAUUUCAAUCAAAGAAGGGUCCCUGCCUCCCAGGAACCUGAGACCCUUGGAGACCAAGAAGCAAGCAGAGAUCCCCCUCCAUUACGCUAUCUCGAUCAUGUUCGCUCAUAUCCAACAUUCAUGUUUGGAGGAUCGUUAGGAUCACGUGUGACCACAGUAGCAUUUCUACGGAACUGAUAUCAUUAGAUUUCUUUCCACCUUGGGCUGGUCAUUUCUGUCAACUGGCUUUGUCGUGUAUCAUGUGUGUGUAUGUGUGGGGAGGAAGUGGAGUUCGACAUCUAAUGGAAAGUUACUGAUAAAUGUGGAAACAUUCGAGUUGCUGUGGAAGAUGAAGCUUUUUUGGACUAAAAUUUGUUGAAAACUGACUUGACUGUGAAGAAUAGAUAAGUAGACUGCCAAGCGGCUAAUUCUGUUUGUGUACAUCUAACCUUUGUUUCCAUUUUGAAGUGUUGGUUUGGAAAUUUUUUUUUUUUUUUUUUUUUUCUGGUAAAAUGGUUUGGAAUCUUUUACAGAACCAUGAUUGAUUGUUCCUUGUGUAAUAAUUGGGCUUUUUAUGGUAAAGCAAUCAGGUUUUACAAUCA